Gasterosteus aculeatus aculeatus (three-spined stickleback) is the source of this 1547-nucleotide messenger RNA. It is a transcript of the gene cdkn1cb, whose product is annotated as cyclin dependent kinase inhibitor 1Cb. Gene Ontology annotation, molecular function: cyclin-dependent protein serine/threonine kinase inhibitor activity. Gene Ontology annotation, biological process: negative regulation of cyclin-dependent protein serine/threonine kinase activity; negative regulation of mitotic cell cycle. The record is from RefSeq and is a predicted model, not a curated record. Gene Ontology annotation, cellular component: nucleus. Lineage: Eukaryota; Metazoa; Chordata; Actinopteri; Perciformes; Gasterosteidae.
CCUGAGGGGUCUUCGGUAGGUUAUAUACUCCCACGUCCGUACCGAGAAGGUACAUUUAAACCGAGUCCUGUAGCGGAGACGAGGGUGGAGGAACAGAGACACAACAAAAGCACAACAGCUGACACGACGGGGCUCGAUCAGCUAAAAAGGGGGCAUCUUCAUCUGUGUAUUUUUGGCUUUGGUUUGCAAGAUCUUGGAGAUGUCCAACGUCCAGUUGUCGGGCAGCGUGCAGGAGAGGCUGGUGGCCCGCAGGACCUUCCCUCUCCACAGGCGCACGACCGUCUGCCGCAACCUCUUCGGACCGGUGGAUCACGAAGAGCUGAGCCGUGAGAUGAAAGACAAAAUGCGGGAGAUUUCCGAACGGGACCAACAGAGAUGGAACUUUAAUUUCGAGGCCAACACCCCGCUGGUGGGGGAUUACGAGUGGGAAGAGGUGCCCGUGGAUACCAGCCCGGGGUUUUAUCAGGACUCUGUACAGAACGAAAGGAGCAAGGUAGCCGAGACGCCCGUUACGCGGAGGCCCUCGGCGGACUCCGUCCUCCCGGAGGCCCCUGACAUGGAUGUACUGGAGCGCUUGGCCGUGCCCGAGAGCAGCGGCGCUCCUUGCCCGGGUGAGGUUAACCAGGAGAACCGCACAGACACGCUCAACUCCGGGAGGCCAGCGCAGAGACACGUCCCGUGUGUGAGACGCAAGAGAGCGGCCGCUACUGACAACAACACACACAUCACAGACUUCUUCGUCAAGCGAAAGAGGGCUGCCGAUAAAAAACCCAAUGAUACAAGCGCGUGCCACCUCUCCAAGUCUCCGAUCCCAGUGGAACAAACCCCACGGAAGAGGAUCCGUUGAAGGUGCCUCUAUUUUUAUUUUAUUUUUUGCACUAUAUACCAUUUUUUACGAGGAUCAAGACGGGGAUGUUUCUCCCUGCUUCUUCCACGCCAGAGAGCAGGAGGAGGAGGAGGAGGAGGAGGAGGAAGAGGCGGUGCGGGAGAAAUAAGGCCGACCGGCCGGUGUCUCCGGCUCGGUGCGCCGCCCGGAGCACUCGGACCGGACUCUCAGGACUGACACGGUUUGGGGAGGAAGGGGAGAGGAGAGAGAGGACAUGUUUGACUUCUAUCCAGUACAAAUGUAGCAUCCAUUGUUGCUUUGCAUACAGCCACUCGACAGUGUUAAUGUUUUAACAUCUGUGCAAUCCUAAAUUACUUUAAAAUAAUUGUCUACACUGGCCAAAAGUGUAAAGCUUUAUAGAGACAAUAAUUGUUUAUUUCUGUUCUGUUUUUCUAUGUAUAUUUUAAGUCUAUUCUAACUUAUAAUUUAUUUAUGUUUCUUUACGUUUGCUAAAUGCCUUGUUGAUUUAGCCAAAGGGCAGGUUUUUAUUUUAUCAUUUCCAUUUCGUGUUGUUGUGAUGUUUUGCAAUCAUGUAGCUUAGUAGUCAACACUUGAAAACCAAUUUUUUGUGUGUUUCUGAGCCGUUUUUUGUGUUUGCAUACAAGUGGCCUAAUUCUGUCUGUAAAAGAGGAGAAUAAAACAAUGUUCACUUCAACUUGAA